Molecule: messenger RNA, 300 nt
Organism: Acaulospora colombiana
Lineage: Eukaryota; Fungi; Glomeromycota; Glomeromycetes; Diversisporales; Acaulosporaceae
Source: the annotation of a GenBank genome assembly
AAUAUACGCACUAUCCCCUGUCUACUUCAUUUUCUAACUUUGACGAAGCUCGUCCAUCUAUUUUUGUCGAAAGCUGGAAUGCCACUCCUAUCCUUGUUCUUUAUAAGUUGAUCCUUGCUGCCGCCUUCAGAGUGUCGCAUCAGAGUCCAUGGUUGCAUUGGACUAGAUGGUGGACGGAGAUGAACCUAGAUGGGAAUGAAGCUGAGCCGGAUGUGGAAUGCGGGUCCAUCGACUUGAACGAUUGGUGGGCAAAGUUGGCAGCAAAAGCUUCCAACUUGGGAAAUUUGGUCCAACAUAAAG